AAAAUAAUUUCACUUUCUAGUAAUUGAAACAUCAAUAUCGAUAAGAAUGCGAAGAAGAGUUGAUCCAGUCUACAAAGGAGACAAAUAAAAUUCGUUUCAGCUUCUAUACUCCUCUACCAAACAGCAAAGGAAAAUUCAAUAUAGAAAACAAUGAGCUCACUUAGUCACUUCCAUUGUUCUUCUGUCUCUGCAAUGGCCAUCAAUUCUGUUUUGCCUUUCAUGUUCUUACUAUUCUUAUAUACAAGCCUUAUGUACUGCUGCUAUAUUGCACAUCCAGUAGGAGCUGCUGCAGCAACAAUAACAGACCCACAAGAAGUUAAAGCAUUGAGAAUUAUAGCAAACAAACUGCAAAAUAGAAAGUGGAAAUUCAGUGAGGAUCCUUGCAGUGGAAAAGGAAGCUGGAACGUCAACCAGGAAAAGGAUACUAAAAAUAUGGUCAUCUGUAAUUAUACCUCAGAGGACACCAAAUUUCACCAUGUUACCCAUAUAUUUCUGAAGCGUCAGAACCUGUCUGGGGUUGUUCCAGCGGAGCUAGCCAAUCUCACAUACCUCCAAGAAAUUGAUUUCAGUGCCAAUUAUCUUAAUGGAUCAAUACCCUUAGAAUUGGGAUCAUUGCAUCAUUUACUAAAUUUGUCACUUGGCAUAAAUCGUCUUUUAGGUCGCAUUCCAAAAGAAAUUGGAAAUCUUGAGAGUUUGAAGAAAUUGGACUUAUUUUCAAACAAUCUAUAUGGACGACUACCAAAAUCACUUGUAAAUUUGACCAACCUUGAAAUAAUGUUAAGGAAAGCUUUAUAUGGAUUGAAGCAAGCUCCUAGAUCUUGGUAUGCUAGACUGGAUAAAUAUCUUUUAAAGCUUGGAUACACUAAAGGUAAUGCUGACAGUAAUUUGUAUUACAAAAUUACCAAUGAUGACAUUUUGGUUAUUGAAGUAUUUGUGGAUGAUAUAAUUUUUGGAGGUGAAGAAGAGUUAUGUAAAGACUUUGCUACCAAGAUGCAUGAAGAGUUUGAAAUGUCUAUGAUUUGAGAGAUAAAAUUUUUUCUAGGUUUGUAGAUUUCACAAACAGAUAAAGGUAUAUUCAUAUGUCAAACAAAAUACUUGAAGGAACUUUUGAAGAAAUUUGGUAUGGAAAACUCCAAACCGGUAAGCACUCCUAUGACUACAACUGAUAAAUUGACAUUAAAGGAUGAUUCAACUCCUAUAAAUCCAACAAGGUACAAAUCUAUGAUUGGACGAUUACUGUAUUUGACACAAACCAGACUUGAUAUAAUGAAUGCAGUGUGUAUUGUAUCUAGAUUUAAAAUCAAUCCUAAAGAAAAUUACGAAACUGUAGUAAAAAGGGUUUUUCGGUUGCUACAAGGCAUAACAAAUCUUGGUUUAUGGUAUCCUAAGAAUGACAAUUUUUAGUUAUGUGUAUAUAUAGAUGCAAAUUGGGUAGGAGAUGUAGAUGACAUAAAGAGUACCACUGGUGGAGCAUUCUUUCUUGGCAGAAGGUUAAUUUCAUGAAUCAGCAAGAAGCAGACUUGUACAUCAUUAUCUACAGCAGAAGCAGAAUAUGUUGUAGUAGCAACUAAUUAUACUCAGAGAGAAACUUUGGGUAAUUUCCCCAUCGGAAAAGACUCAAGUGAUGAAGAUUGGCAUCAAAUCGGCAGGGACUAACAGAAAAAUCUUUUUCCAGCUUUGAUGGAGGAGAGCUACUUCUCAGGGGGAGUAGUUAGUUGUAUGUUAUGUUCAGAAUUUUUUUAAUCUUAACUGCUUUGGCAUUUGAUGUCAAAGGGGGAGAGAUGUCUAUGGAAUAAUAUUGUUGUACUUUGAAGAUUGGGGAGAUAUGUAUUUUUGUUAUGUUUUUUUUGUUUUUGGUACAUAACUUUGGUUGAUCUAUUUUGGGAGAUUGUUGGUAUUUGGCAUUCUAUAUUUGGCACUUAGAUGUUUUUCCAUCUAGUGUUGCCAUUAAUGCCAAAGUGGGAGAUUGUUGGUAUUAUGGAUGACUUUGUCAUGUGUUGCAUUGGUUUUUCCAUUGAUGUCAACACUUAUCUUUCUGGAGGUCUACAUUGUUGAUUUGGUACUCUAGUUAUAUUGGUUUAUUGUUGAACUGGCACAUUAUGGUCUCGGUAUGGAUAUUGGCUUAUGCAUAGUCACCGGUAUAUGCUACACCGGCAGGUUA
Messenger RNA from Cryptomeria japonica (Japanese cedar), 2161 nucleotides. RefSeq names its product probable leucine-rich repeat receptor-like serine/threonine-protein kinase At3g14840. NCBI's taxonomy places the organism in Eukaryota, Viridiplantae, Streptophyta, Pinopsida, Cupressales, Cupressaceae. Bases 151 to 1023 code for a protein of 290 amino acids. Gene Ontology annotation, molecular function: protein binding. The transcript is spliced from 7 exons. The record is from RefSeq and is a predicted model, not a curated record.